AGCGGCUCUCUCCUCCAGGGGCGGGGAAGGAAGAUGGCGGCGCCCAGCAACCGGUGAGGAGAGAGGACACGGGGAUCCCCGGGAGCGGCCAGGCUCGCGCGUUAUGGCCGCCUCCCCGCACACUCUCUCCUCACGCCUCCUGACAGGAUGGGUUGGAGGAUGUGUCUGGUAUCUGGAAAGAAGAGCUGUGCAGGAAUCCCCUCACACGGUUAUGCAUCUUUUUAGGAACAUCAAUAAGCAGUGGAUUACAUUUCAGCACUUCACCUUCCUCAAGCGCAUGUACGUCACACAGCAGAACAGAAGCCUCAGCCAGCAAAUCAAGCCGAAGUCAGAACCAGUGGCCUCUCCUUUCCUUGAGAAAACAUCUUCAAGUCAAGCCAAAGCAGAAGUAUAUGAGAUGAAGCCUUUUGCACCUUCUAGCCUACCUUUGUCCAGAAAGCCAAGUGAAACAGAAUUGAUAGAACUAAAAUCUGCCUCAAUAAUUGAAGGCUCAAUAGAUGAGGGAAAAGAGACCAAAGAAGAAACGCGGUGGAAAGAGAUGAAGUUGCAUGUGGACGACUUGCCAGGAAUUUUGGCUCGACUGUCUAAAAUCAAACUCACAGCUCUGGUUGUCAGCACCACUUCUGCAGGGUUCGCAUUGGCUCCUGGGCCUUUCGACUGGUCCUGUUUUCUGCUCACUUCUGUUGGAACAGGCCUGGCAUCCUGUGCUGCCAAUUCCAUCAAUCAGUUUUUUGAGGUGCCAUUUGAUUCAAAUAUGAACAGGACAAAGAACAGACCUCUGGUUCGUGGACAGAUCAGCCCACUGCUCGCUGUGUCCUUUGCCACUUGCUGUGCUGUCCCAGGAGUUGCCCUUCUGACGUGGGGGGUGAACCCACUCACAGGAGCCCUGGGGCUCUUCAACAUCUUCCUGUAUACCUGUUGUUACACCCCACUGAAGAGGAUCAGCAUCGCCAACACUUGGGUUGGGGCCGUGGUUGGGGCCAUCCCACCUGUCAUGGGCUGGACAGCAGCUACCGGCAGCCUCGAUGCUGGAGCCUGCCUUCUCGGGGGAAUCCUCUACUCCUGGCAGUUUCCUCACUUCAACGCACUGAGUUGGGGCCUCCGUGAGGACUACUCCCGAGGGGGCUACUGCAUGAUGUCGGUCACCCACCCCGCCCUGUGCCGGCGCGUCGCCCUGCGCCACUGCCUGGCCCUGAUCGCGCUGUCCUCGGCAGCCCCUGUCCUGGGUGUCACCACGUGGACCUUCCCGGCCAUCUCCCUGCCCAUCAACCUGUACAUUUCCUACCUCGGCUUCCGGUUCCACAGGGACGCGGACCGGCGGAGCUCCCGGAAGCUGUUCUUCUGCAGCCUCUGGCACCUGCCCUUGCUGCUGCUUCUCAUGCUCACCUGUAAGCAGCCGCCAGGCGGGAGCAGCGACAAGGGGGAGCCUCGGAGCUGAAAGCCUGUUGGCACGGGAAAAACAGAAACAAACAGGGAGAAGCACUCUUUCCUGUUGCUGUGAGGCGAGAAUGUUUUGGUAAUUCCGGAGCAGAAAAAAGAAAUCACUGGGUUUAGUACAAGGUUGCAAAACGAUUUGGUGCUUAAUGAUCACACGACAAUUUUUUUAAUGAUGACAUACAAAAUGCUCAACAGGUUAAUAGAGUAUUUUUCUCUCUGGAAGUCUUUACAUAUCUCUUCCUCCAGCCCCAGCCUAUUGUUUGUCUUCUCCUGGAGUAGAUGAGCAAUGUGCCUCCUUUUCUACCCCACCCCACGAGGGGACCAGCCGGCGAGCACUCAUCCUCUAACAUCCCCAGUUCUGUGGCCUCCGGUCCCUUGAGGACUUGUCCGAGGACAUCACACUGCUGGCUGUAGCGCCCCUUUUCCCUGAGAGUAAGCCAUGCCCCCAGCUCCAGCUUUCUCUACCCCGUCCAUCCUUUGAGCUGAAUAGCCCCUCCGAUGACCGUGGAUUACCAAGGAUGGGCUUCUGCAGCCACUCGGAGGGAUCCAAACGGUGGCCUAUGCACUUCAGCAUUUCGGAAACUCUGAGGAAUCACAGGCAUCUGUAGAGUCACUCAAUACAGGAGGUGUCGGGAGCAUUUCUUUCUGGAAGGGUAGCACUAGGCUUUGUACCAGGAACCCUCCGGAUCGCUCCCUCCCUGCCCUCAGCCUUGUGCAGACCAUCUGUGCCCUUGCUGCAUGGCUUGCUCAGGCCUGUACAGGAAGGGAAGUCAGGAAAAGGUGAGCCCAGCCACCAGCCACAUAGCUCUCGCUCUCAUCCCCUUAGCGAGAAACACAUUUCCGUCCUGGCCUCUUCCGAAUUCAGAAACUAGCCUCCACACAUCCAGCAGCGUUCAGAGCCAGAGCCUGAGUCAGAUGCCUGGGGGGGACUGCUGCUGGUUGGGGAGCUGUGUCUCCUGUAGCCACGUGUGACCUCAUCACCUGGGUCCCAUCAGUCUACCUGUGUGCCCUUUGUCCACUGUCCAUUUCCAUUUGCCUGAAGGUCUUGAAGCUUAACAGGACAUUUUAAUUAGUCUCCAGGGCAAGGCUGCCCUGUAGGAAUUCACUGGGAAAGUUUAAGCAACAUUUCAAUAGUUGUUGAAAUAUUCCUAUUCUCUCAAAAAUUUCUAAAGCGGUUACAGACAGCAUCUGAUCCUGUUUCUACUUAUUAAAAUGUUACCUCCUGGUUGUCCAGGUUUUUCACUGUGGGGAACGUGGCCCAGGAAUGUCUGGGAAGAUUGUCUAGUUGUUGCAGCCCUGAAAUGUGUAAAAUGCUUCGGUUCUCUCUCUGCUGCAGUAAACGAGUACAUAAGAACGGA
Messenger RNA from Miniopterus natalensis, 2795 nucleotides. RefSeq names its product cytochrome c oxidase assembly factor heme A:farnesyltransferase COX10 (gene COX10). Gene Ontology annotation, biological process: heme A biosynthetic process. The record is from RefSeq and is a predicted model, not a curated record. Gene Ontology annotation, cellular component: mitochondrial membrane; mitochondrion. Lineage: Eukaryota; Metazoa; Chordata; Mammalia; Chiroptera; Miniopteridae. Gene Ontology annotation, molecular function: protoheme IX farnesyltransferase activity.